UACACUUUUUGCUAUAAAACGCACAAAGCUUCCCGCCAAUCGACCAUUUCUGUCGCAACACGGUCUUAAAACACUUAACUCGCACUGGGAAGAAAGCCACAAGAUACACCAAGAAUUUGUUCUCCCUCAUCAGUCUUCGCAGUCCAUACAGGACGUAUUUUAUUUUAGUUUCCUUCACCUUUUGCUCCUGAAGACAUCUAUUCAUCAAAACCUGUCCUCGCACGAAGGCAUUUCUUCUCAAGCCAAUCACCCCUACCCGCUCCCCGGAGAACCCACCAGUAUCAGGUUUGCCUUUACCCUCACCAUGCAGUCGUCACUAGUCGUUAUUUCAGCCGUCUUUGCGGCAGUGCUACUAGGCUUGGCUACAGCCACAGAUGUGCUUCCACAACAGCGUGAAAGGAGAGCUCCGUCGGACGAGAUGGAGGGGUUCGAACCAGGAACGUGGGAUGAUGCAGAAGAAGUAGAAGAUUUCAGGACAAAUGAGUUUGCUAAAAGGAUAGCUGAUAACGACUUUGCUGCCAUGAGACAUCAAGAACGUUCUAAUUCCAUGAGACGAACCCGACUCCUUCAGGCGAUGAAUGAAAUGUUGGCUAAAGCAGGAAAGCGCUCAAGUACUGACAAAAGGUCAUUAGCCCAGAAUGAUUACAUGAUGGUCAGACAAGACCUGGCCAACGGGAGACUCUACCGAUCACUCAUGGACAGGAUGCUCUCAGAGGCCGGCAAGCGUUAAGACCCCUCAUCUCGUGUCAUCAUGAGACUUCAACCAAGAUAAACUUCUUUCAAACAAUCCUUCCAAAACGUCCACGAUUUCAUUAUGUAAUAGAAUCACGAAAAAAAGAGAAUAUCUAGUCAUGUUGCGUCAUUUUAAAAACAUUUCUUGGGCCUUCUCCCAGAUCAAAAGUAUAGAAUUGGUAAAAACUUUCCAAGAAAUCGCAAAGUAAAGGUUUUGUCAUACUUCUUAUUUUCCUAAUUGUUUUCCUCGUCACCUACCAGGCAUGGUUUUAAUUCAUAAAAUUGUCGUUCUACAAGAUGUACUAUUAUCUGUACAAAAACAAAACCUAUUUAACUUACCUUACGUCACAGUGAAAUGUAUUCAUUCUAUCCUAAAUCCGAAUAAGUGACCAAAAUACGCAAACAAAGGAAUAUCUAAGUUGUAUGCAAUUGUAUGGUAAAAGAGUUUUGUCAUUUUUACGUCGAUGGUUUUGUUUUCCUAUACUCUUCACGAUUUUGUUUACAACAGUUAGUAAUAGGAAUUAGUCGUGUUCAUCCAAUUGAAGUCAAUGAAGUGGGUUUUUACAGAUAAGAGCCUGUGACAAAUGAUUUCAAAAUUAAAGUUUUGAAUGAAAUUUACUAAUUUAUCUCAUGAACAUUAAAACGUUUCUGUAUAUACAUUAACAGGUUAACAUUUUUGUUAAAGAGUCAGUGCCGCUACCACAAUUAGUGAUUAUAGGAUUUAAUUACAUAAACUUUUCUGUAGUAUCUCGAUUGCUAUCCGAAAAAGGCAUAAAAAUAAUGAUCUACGGUACUUUAAAUUAGUUAGUUGCAUUUACUUGUUUGAAUAUGAAUUUAGUUGUAUCCAAAUAUUAUAGACAAUGAAAAUCUUUCAAUGGAAUUUUCCUUUUUUAUUAAAAUGAAAAAUAUUGUAAAUUUGAAUAUGAAACUCAUUUUGGAGUAGCAUAAUGCCGAUAUAAUUUAAAAGCAAAUAGCACUUAUCUUGUUUGAUCUUAGAUUUCUCUAUAUAUUCAUAUGAAAAGAAUUUUCAUGUAUAAUUUUAGGAAAAACAAGUAGCCAAUGAACAUAAUGGAUGACGUGUGUCAUGUGUAUUGGACCGUUUUAUAUUAGGAAAAUUACGCUCACGAUGAAAAUCCUUGUGCGUUUGAAUUCUGAAAGACCCUAACGUGACGCAUCUGUUGAAACACACUAAGUGACUAUUGCGUGUAAGAGGUAGUUACAACGAUUUUGAAAUCACGGUUUCUGUUAUACAAUCUAGAAUAUCUUUGUCUUUAAUGAAAAACAGGUUUGGGUUGUUAUAAGUAAAUUUGUCUAUCUCAUGUUUUAAUAACUCUAAGCCGGAUGCUCGGAAUUAUCCACUAGUAUAAAUUUCCAUUCUGUUAAAAACAAGGAAAUAACGCGAUUAUAGGCUUCCAAUCUCCUUGAUAUAAAUAAUGUAAAAAAACAAAACGUAUCCUGGAGGGAUAAGGAUAAUAUCAUCCUGCUUUCGAAAAGUUUAGUGAUUAUUUAGGUAACAUUGAGAUGCAGGAAUAUAUUUGAUGUGUGUAUAAUUAAGCUGUAGGUAUUUCUUUCUUUACCUUUUUUGGUUUUUGUUGUUAGAUAGAUGCAAAGCGACCUUUUCUGACAAAGCACACCAGCGCCUGCAUUGAUUUUUUGCAUAAAAUACAGAAAUGACAUUGAAGAAAAAGGUACAUGAGGGUAUGCGUAAAUCGAGACAGUUGCAGGAUAACCUUGCGUUUUAUUUUUUAGGUUACGUUUAAUUUUAUUUUCAUAUAUGAAUUGUUUUCGAUAUAUAUCGUUCAAAGUUUUCUUUUUCGUGUUUUGAUGUGAUGUAAACGAUCAACCAAUGACAAUCCCACCAUGAAUUUAAACAGAAA
Strongylocentrotus purpuratus (purple sea urchin) is the source of this 2609-nucleotide messenger RNA. RefSeq lists its product as uncharacterized. Bases 305 to 730 code for a protein of 141 amino acids. Lineage: Eukaryota; Metazoa; Echinodermata; Echinoidea; Camarodonta; Strongylocentrotidae. The transcript has 5 exons. The record is from RefSeq and is a predicted model, not a curated record.